Molecule: messenger RNA, 1930 nt
Organism: Momordica charantia (bitter melon)
Lineage: Eukaryota; Viridiplantae; Streptophyta; Magnoliopsida; Cucurbitales; Cucurbitaceae
Gene: FUM1
Product: fumarase 1
Biological process (GO): tricarboxylic acid cycle; fumarate metabolic process; malate metabolic process
Cellular component (GO): mitochondrion
Molecular function (GO): fumarate hydratase activity
Source: RefSeq, a predicted model, not a curated record
CACUUUCACAUUUCAACAUUUUCCGACAAAAGGAAAUCGCCGUAUUCUCUCAGAACUUCCUCUGAAAGCUCUAACGUCACCUGCCAUCUCUCCGGCGCCUAGCGCCUUAUCGCCGCCCAUUUCUCCCUUGAGGAUUCCACCUUCCGGACCUCCAUCGUUAAUCUCCUCUUCUACUCGCAAGAUCACUCGCUCAUUCUUCUUGCCAGAAGAAUGGCUGCCGCGUAUGUUCUGUCCCGGCGAUCUUCGCCUUCGCACCUGUUCGGGAUGGCGCGUUGUGCUACUGCGUCUUUGAGAUCUUACUCCACGUCUUUUAGGGAGGAAAGAGAUACGUUUGGACCGAUUAACGUUCCCUCCGACAGAUUAUGGGGAGCUCAAACGCAGAGAUCGUUGCAGAACUUCGAGAUCGGAGGAGACCGUGAGCGGAUGCCUGAACCUAUAGUUCGUGCCUUUGGCGUACUUAAAAAGUGUGCUGCCAAGGUAAACAUGGAAUAUGGUCUUGAUCCAACUAUUGGGAAAGCCAUAAUGCAAGCAGCCCAAGAAGUAGCCGAGGGAAAGUUAAAUGAUCACUUUCCGCUAGUUGUAUGGCAAACUGGAAGUGGCACUCAGAGUAACAUGAAUGCCAAUGAGGUCAUUGCUAACAGAGCAUCAGAGAUCCUUGGCCAUAAACGUGGUGAGAAGUUUGUGCACCCGAAUGACCAUGUUAACCGGUCACAAUCUUCUAAUGAUACAUUCCCAACUGUAAUGCACAUAGCAGCUGCAACAGAAAUUAAUUCCAGAUUCAUACCAAAAUUGAAAACUUUGCAUUCAUCACUAAACUCAAAGUCCAUUGAAUUCAAAGAUAUUGUUAAGAUUGGACGCACUCACACUCAAGAUGCCACACCAUUAACCCUUGGGCAAGAGUUCAGCGGCUAUACCACACAAGUGAAGUAUGGUAUUGACAGAGUCUUGUGCACUCUACCUCGAAUGUAUCAGCUUGCCCAAGGUGGAACUGCUGUUGGAACUGGAUUGAACACAAAGAAAGGAUUUGAUGUGAAGAUAGCUGCAGCAGUAGCUGAAGAAACAAAUUUCCCGUUUGUGACGGCAGAAAACAAGUUUGAAGCUCUGGCGGCACAUGACGCUUUUGUUGAGACUAGUGGGGCUCUUAACACAGUUGCUACUUCCUUGAUGAAGAUUGCUAAUGACAUACGCCUGUUGGGAAGUGGUCCACGUUGUGGUCUUGGUGAACUUAUUCUUCCCGAAAAUGAGCCAGGCAGUAGUAUUAUGCCAGGGAAGGUCAACCCUACUCAGUGCGAGGCUCUCACUAUGGUCUGUGCUCAGGUUAUGGGAAACCAUGUGGCAGUAACGGUUGGUGGAUCAAAUGGACACUUUGAGCUUAAUGUAUUUAAGCCAAUGAUCGCCAAUGCUCUUUUGCAUUCAUUGAGAUUAUUAGGAGAUGCUUCUGCUUCAUUUGAAAAGAACUGUGUAAGAGGAAUUCAAGCUAACACGGAAAGAAUUUCGAAAUUAUUGCGUGAGUCGCUGAUGCUCGUCACAGCUUUGAACCCUAAAAUUGGUUACGACAAUGCUGCUGCAGUUGCAAAGACAGCCCACAAGGAAGGAUCCACUUUGAAGGACGCUGCAUUGAAGCUUGGAGUUCUAAGCGAGGAAGAGUUUGAUAAACAUGUGGUGCCUGAGAAGAUGAUUGGUCCAUCUGAUUGAUAAAAAGUUGUUUUGUGUUUGGCUCAUUGUUUCAUCAAAAUAAUUUUGAUAGGUACUUUCAUUUUUCUCCUAAAAGGAAGAAGAAAUCCAUUUUUAUGAGGAUUGAACUGGAUAAUAAAAAGACCACAUAUAAUAGGAUCUCUCCUAAGGAUUGUGGUCGUUCCUCUUGUAUUUUCUAGAAAAUUCUCUCACCGGAAGUAAUUAAUAAUUUAUUUUGGAUACAUUUUUUGUGGUA